GAAGGCUGUUGAAGUUGAAAUGUGAAAAGUUAGUGCAAAUUGUUAGGUGCAGGCAGGUUGGUAAUUAAACAAAGGAAUUUGGAUGCAAUGAGACCAAAGGCUUUAAAACCCGCAAAAAUCACAAGGCCACCAACCGCGGAGAACACACACAAUCAGACAAUCUAGGGAAAUAGUGAGCGAGACUGAGAGAGCAAACCAGAGGUAGCCAAAGCCAACCAGGAAGACAUUAGCUUAUCUUCAAUCUCUGCUGCAUCUCUCAAACGAACCCUAGAAAAUGGACCCCAAUCUCCAAGUAUCAGAAAACCCAGAAUCCAAAUCGUCAGAGGAACAAAACUCACUUGCCAUUGUGCCUUCCUCAUCACUUCCUCCUUUUGCCACUGCUUCCCUCUCUCUUUCUCUCUCUACAAUCCUCCCCACCCACUUUUUCCAACAACCCAAAGUUUCUGCCUUGUUUUCUUCCCAGCCAAACAAGGUCAAGGUGCCCACUCAGGCCUCUUCCUUGGCUCACCUCUCUCUAUCCACGGCCAAUGUAACUCCUCCGAAGCUCUCAUUCAAGUCCACCAUCUCAGCCAACCCUCUGCAAAACCCUCUCUCUUUAGGCCCUCGCCGUCCUCUAGACCCCUCCAAUGGGGCCGCAAUUCGCCGAGCUUCCAUUGUCUGGUUCAGAAACGAUUUGCGUGUCCACGAUAACGAGUGCCUCAACUCGGCCAACAACGAGUCCAUGUCAGUCUUGCCCGUCUAUUGCUUUGACCCGAGAGACUACGGAAAAUCCUCUUCUGGGUUCGAUAAGACCGGUCCAUACCGUGCGUCCUUCUUGGUUGAAUCGGUCUCAGACCUCCGCAAGAAUCUCCAGGCAAGAGGGUCCGAUCUGGUGGUCCGAAUCGGGAAGCCCGAGACGGUUUUGGUGGAGCUGGCCAAGUCAAUCGGCGCCGACGCCAUUUAUGCGCACAGAGAGGUUUCGCACGACGAGGUUAAGGCCGAGGAGAAGAUCGAAGCCGCUAUGAAGGAGGAGAAUGUGGAGGUCAAGUACUUCUGGGGAAGCACUCUGUACCAUAUGGAUGAUUUACCAUUUAAGUUGGAGGAAAUGCCCACGAAUUAUGGUGGGUUUAGAGAGAAAGUAAAGGGAUUGGAGGUGAGGAAGACGAUCGAGGCUUUGGAACAAAUGAAGGGCUUGCCCUCUCGUGGUGAUGUGGAGCCUGGGGAUAUUCCUUCCUUAAUGGAUUUGGGUCUUAAUCCAUCUGCUACAAUGUCUCAGGAUGGAAGACCACCUGCCAAUGCUUCCAUGGUGGGAGGGGAAGCCGAAGCCCUAGAGAGGCUCAAAAAGUUUGCAGCUGAGUGCCAAGCACAACCACCCAAGGGUGGCAAAGAUGGAAGCCAUGAUAGCAUAUAUGGUGCAAAUUUUUCAUGCAAGAUCUCUCCAUGGCUGGCCAUGGGAUGCCUCUCUCCCCGCAGUAUGUUUGAUGAGCUAAAGAAAACUGCUGACAGAACCAUUUCUGCUUCCUCAAAGCGGGAUGAUGGUGGCAGUGGAAUGAAUUGGUUGAUGUUUGAGUUGCUGUGGAGGGAUUUCUUCAGAUUUGUCACCAAGAAAUACAGUUCUGCAAAGAAACAGCUUGACGCUGCUCCAGCCACAGCAUGUACGGGUGCCCUUGCUUAGGGAAGAACUUAAAUUGGAUGAUGAAAUGUUGAGAUAUGGAUUAGUUUCAACUCUUUUAAUUUUCCAAGAUGUAGCAGUUAGAUGUUGUAGGGUUCCUCUGAAGGAGUUGUUCCUUGUUGAACCUUGUUUUCGGUUCCAAAUAAUGUGGUUGAAUAUGGAGAUUUGCCCCAUUCUUCAUACGUUCUCAUGUGAAUAACAGAUGGUCUGCUUUUUGCCUUCUAUCUUUGGUUUGUUGUACACAUUGACCAAGUUGUUAAUGGAAUUACAGAUUUACAAAAGAAA
Molecule: messenger RNA, 1936 nt
Organism: Prunus mume (Japanese apricot)
Lineage: Eukaryota; Viridiplantae; Streptophyta; Magnoliopsida; Rosales; Rosaceae
Gene: PHR2
Product: photolyase/blue-light receptor 2
Biological process (GO): photoreactive repair
Molecular function (GO): FAD binding; deoxyribodipyrimidine photo-lyase activity; DNA binding
Source: RefSeq, a predicted model, not a curated record